AAUAGUGUUGUCUUCAUCUUGACCGUGUGCCAACUCGAGUUAUUUCACUGUUGACAUAAGACUUACUGUGUUUGAACUCGUAAUCAACAAAGACAUGGUGGAAAUAGAAGUUGUCAAGUUCCGUCCCAUCAAGCUAUUAGCUGUGAUCUUCACGGGGAUCGCGUUGCUGCUCCUCAUCAUCAGCAUUGCUGCAGCUGAUUGGGUGGAUGUCAAGUUCACGACUGUAAAGGAUGGCUGGCGGUCCUGGGGUCUAUGGGAGGAGUGCUACGAGAUCACGUCUUCCCUCAGGGCUUGUGUCAAGAAAGAUCUGGAUGUCAGCAUGUGCAGCGUUGAUGGUUCUGGCCUUGAUUGGAGCAGUAGGAGCUUUAGGCCUCGCAUUUGUGGUCUGUGUACACACAAGAGACUCAUAUCCAUUACUGGAUUCAAAGAGCUUAUGGUACUUUAUUGUUUGGUUGCAGCUGUGUUCAUCCUGAUAUCGGUCAUCAUCUUCCCCGUGAAGUUCUCCGAAGACAUAAUGAAUGCUCAUCGCGGUGACAUGGAACGUUGGGAUAUCGAUUGGACGUAUGGCGUGGCGUUCGGUGGGCUCCUCUUCCUUUUGGGGGCCGCCAUCUUCUUCUUCCUGAAGCAGGAGAACCAGGAAGUGAGUCGGGAGAAGACCUCCAUGCCGGAGUACUACAACAACAGUUACUAGACACGGGCAUCAGGUCAUCUCAUCCAUCCACUUCUCAUUGAUGGAUACACAUCUCAUGAGCUAGAAGACACCUGGAACCCAUGUAGAGUAGAAGGGCAGUGUAGAUCAUUUUCUUGUCUUUGUCAUGUCUGGGAGGUGCUGUAGCCGAGUGGUUAGUGUUUGAUUUCAGAAGGUUCGAGUUUGAUUCUUCAUAUGGUUUAUAAUGAGAAUUGGUUCCUUGGUGACCUCGGCCAUCAAAUGCUAGAAAUUAUCUGAAUGUGCUGUUGAAAUAACUCAUAUAUCAUGUUGAUGCAAUAAUUGUUUAUGAUUACACCUCAUGAUGUUAGAAAUGUUUAUGAGAAUAUUAACGCCUUCAGAUGCGA
Haliotis rubra (blacklip abalone) is the source of this 1053-nucleotide messenger RNA. RefSeq lists its product as uncharacterized. The transcript is spliced from 5 exons. Lineage: Eukaryota; Metazoa; Mollusca; Gastropoda; Lepetellida; Haliotidae. Gene Ontology annotation, cellular component: cell-cell junction. Gene Ontology annotation, biological process: cell-cell adhesion. The coding region runs from base 95 to 691 and encodes 198 amino acids. The record is from RefSeq and is a predicted model, not a curated record.